GCAACUAAAAACCGAACCUUGACGAAGCAGAAAAAGCAACCGGGAACAGUACAGAGCUCCGUAGAUCUGCUUCAUCUGCUCCAGUAUCAACCCCGAUUCUUCUUCUUCUUCUUCAUUGAGUGCGUCUCUCGAGCAAUGGCGGAGAGACGCGCUGAAGCGAUCCUUUUAGUAGCGCUCUUGCUGUUGGGCUGUAGUGGGCAUCUCGUGCCAGUCACGGAAGCUGUGUGGUUGACGAUCCCGAGCUCGGGGACCAAGUGCGUCUCCGAGGAAAUCCAGAGCAACGUCGUCGUCUUGGCCGAUUAUUACAUCGUCGACGAGGAACACGCUCACCUCCACACCGCCACUAUUUCCUCUCGGGUGACAUCUCCUUAUGGAAACAAUCUUCACCACAAUGAAAAUGUGACCCAUGGUCAGUUUGCAUUUACAACCUCUGAGGCCGGGAACUACUUGGCAUGUUUCUGGAUUGGUGGAAAACAUCAAGAAGCUGCUGGAUUGACAAUUGGCCUUGACUGGAAAAUCGGAAUCGCAGCUAAGGAUUGGGAAUCAGUUGCAAAAAGGGAAAAGAUUCAGGGCAUGGAGCUGGAGUUGCUGAAACUUGAAGGGGCUGUGCAAGCCAUACAUGACAAUCUGAUUUAUUUGAAAAACAGGGAAGCAGAAAUGAGGGAAGUGAGUGAGAAAACAAACGCCAGAGUCGCACGGUUCAGUUUAAUGUCCCUUGGCGCCUGUAUUGUGGUUUCAGUUUUGCAGUUGUGGCAUUUGAGGCGUUUUUUCGAGAGGAAGAAGCUUAUCUAGAUCCUGCACUUCGUCUUCUAUGCCUCACAAAUAUUCUACAGUGAACACGAACUGAACGGUUCCUCUGCCUUUUGCAUAGAUUUUUACAUUGAAUAUUAGGAUUUUUCUUCCAACAAAUCUGGUUUUGUUUGUAGGAUGGGCUAUGGCAGAUAUCAUAUUUCAUAGUUUUAGAAUGCACAGCAAAUUACGUGGAUAGGAUGAUAAAAUUAUCAACACUCACUGCAGAAAGCAUCAGUGCAUCAGAAUCUGUAAAAUUAUUUAUCAAACAUGACAAAGUUGGUAUUUUCUUCCUGACUUUGCCAUC
Molecule: messenger RNA, 1096 nt
Organism: Rhodamnia argentea
Lineage: Eukaryota; Viridiplantae; Streptophyta; Magnoliopsida; Myrtales; Myrtaceae
Product: transmembrane emp24 domain-containing protein p24delta5-like
Exons: 4
Coding region: 136-792 (218 amino acids)
Biological process (GO): intracellular protein transport; endoplasmic reticulum to Golgi vesicle-mediated transport; Golgi organization
Cellular component (GO): endoplasmic reticulum; Golgi apparatus; endoplasmic reticulum-Golgi intermediate compartment
Source: RefSeq, a predicted model, not a curated record